UUCAAAGUUGCACCCCUAGUCUACGCUAAUGAGAAGUAUGUCCUUAUUCCACAUCUAGCACCUUUCUAACAACUGUCGCAGUAUUAUAAGCGUCCUAAUAAGAUUAUGCAUCCACAAAGACUCCCACAGACAAAGUGGAUCCAGUACACACCUCCGACAGGCGGAUCGCAAAUGCCCAACCAAAGCGAAGUUCCUUCAAUGAGACGCGACGUCUCUCAUCCGGUACCAGCAUACGGUCAACAGCAUUUGUCGUACGCAGGAGUACAUUCCCACACGUCUGCGCCGAGUUUACAGAGAGGAGACCAAUCUGGCGUUUCUGGAUUUUCAUAUGCACCUUACGCGCCGGGCGUUGGAAGAGAACAGCAGCACGCGACACACUUGAACAGCCAGGUUCCACCCUCAACCAUGCAUCCCGGUCCAAACUCAACUCAAAGAUAUGGACCGCAAGAUGUAGCAUAUCCCAAUCCCAAUCCUGCUACCAAUAGAACAGCACCUUACGCGCCUUUCUUAGCUCACCCCGAAAGCACAUCUACGUCGCAAUUUCGUUACGGACAUCAAGACUUUGGAAGAACACAACAAUAUGCGUCCUCACCUACUGGUCAGGCUUAUCAACAUCCAGCUAUUGGCAGGGGACCAAUUCCUCCAUCGCCUGUAUCACCAAUUGACCAGAAUAGGCUCGACCGGACGUUGCUUGAGAUGCACCAGCUCGUGGCUGCAGGGUUUGACACGGUUCACAGAAACCAAGCGGAACUCCUAGAUCGUGUUACGCAAGUUCAGGAUCGUUCUCGCCUAGAGACGUUUCAGCUGCUGGAUCAGUUUCGCAGCAAGGUUUUGUCUUCAUUUCAGACAGUGCAUGCUCGCUUGGAUCACGUGGAGAGGUCUGUGGGCAAGCCAAAUGAAUUGCCGGCGAACAGUAAAGCGGUCGGUACGGAGAAGUCACUUAAGGACCGUUUACAGGACAUGGAGUGCACGUUGCUGGAGAUUCUCGAGAAGUCCAAUGAUCCUGAAGCAGACAGAUUGCCGCCCCAUAUCACGCGCGAAAUUGGAACAAGUCCACAUAUACAACCAGAGUAUCGAGACGCUGCCAUCGAGGCACUCGUUUUACCCCUGGUCGACGUAGGCGUUGAGGCACGCAUGGCCGACGCGCGUCCGUUGGGUAGCGUCGACGUUGCAGUCGAAACGACUCCCACCUUGCAAGUCGACCAAGGCGUCGAUCCGCCCUCUCCAAAAAGUCUCGCGCAGGCCGACACGUCUUGCCACCUAGCAGAGCAAGCUAGCAGCCCAUUCACGCCACCUCGAGUGCCACCGCCUUUUCAUGUCUCUCCCAUUGUUGCUUUGCACACUCGGUUUCCCGGCACUCCAAUCAGACAGGAAACAUUAGGUCCCGCUCAGUGGUCUCGAGACAGUUCACAUGAUUCUUCCGAUAACCUGUUUGGCUCACCCGUUCCUUCUGGUACUCAAUCUCCAGCAAGUGAAUUCGACCCUGUGCCCUUGAUACGGUCAGAUUCCGAAGAAAGCGUUCCAAUACGAGACGCAGACCUUUCCUUAUCUUCGCGUACCACAACACCGAUCGCCCUGCAGGUUGCAAACCGUGAUGCUACGCCACCGUCCUCAAAUAGCUCGGACGUUACUGCAGUCGACCAAGGUGCUUCUGCUCUGUGUACUCCGCAAGUGCGACCACAACCGUUGGGAUCUCCUAGUCGUGUUGACGACACGAUUGAAACUAUUGGAUCUUCAGCCACUCCGAUUGUGAAUCGACCGUUGGAUAUUCCGCCAUGCGUUGACCUCUCCAAUUCGUUAUCGCAAAUUGACAGUGCUAGUCCUAUUCAUGGAACCGGGAGCAUCGAAAUCAAUAGCUUGCACACUACAGGUCCACAGGCCCAGGAUAAGACGUCGCGAUCACCACGCCCAACAAGCGAUGAAAGUGAUACGUUUAGGCCUUCUACCACUUUCACCGUAACGAGCCCGCAUAUAUGUGCUUCGCUGCAGCUCGAACCAACCAGUCCCGUCCAUCAGAAUGAAAUCUCGGUCCUCAAUACUUUAUCUGUUCCUAAUGCUCAAUCUCAAUUAGCAAGUCCGACCAGCGAUAGGGACCCGAUCCAACGGCCAGUGUUUCCGAUUCACAGAAACCAGGCUGCGCAGGCGUCACCGCUUCAUGAGCCAACUAGCCCAUCCUUAUCUAUGCGGAGUCCGAGCCCUGUCCAUCGUACCAGCGGGGCCAGCAUCAGUGACUUGCGCUUUGAGGUUUUUGGGGGGAUGACUGUAGAAAAUUGGCUCCAAGGUCCUUUGCCUCCAAUGUUUGGAGAACCUCGACGUUCAGACCAUUCGCAGAAAAACGCUAGUAGUGAAUCUGCGGGUACUUCUGGGGACGAGCAGAAUAGUUUGAACGUACCGUCGCUCACGUCGAAUCGUACUGUGUCGCCGCCGAUCUACGAAGACCCUAAGCCAGAUGUUAUGGCCUUGUUCGACGACCCUGAACCCGAACCUGCUCUGUCUACACCUACUCUUUCUUUUUCUACUCCUGUUGAUGCACUCUCGCCUCCGUUCGUUGGGCGAAAGAGAUCAUUGUCAAUAUCCUCCUUGUCCAGUCUAUCUGAUCUGUCUCCCCCGAACUCGUCUCGACGUUCUCCUGCACCCUCUGAGCAACUCUCCACCAUCACUACGAGUAGUUCUUCUGUUCCUUUGGCUCAUUCGAGACGAUCGGGCAGAAGGCCGAAGAAAAAGCAGAAGUUUACUGAGUUUAUUGACUUCCUGACAAGUAAAAAGCGCAAAGGCCGGCCGCCAAAGGUCUCUGCGAAGUCACGCUCUGCCCUCAAAGAGAUACUCGAUCCCGUGGUUGACUGUGAUUGGCCUGAGGUGACAUCUCCUACGGGGUCUGAGGAAAUGUCCAUUCAGUGUACAGGGUGCCUGUCAUGGUACCAUCUCUCUUGCGUUGGAGUCACCGAAGACCACGAGUGUCUCCGUACCGACAAGUCCUUCUAUUGCCCGCCUUGUCAAGCUACUCGUGAGAUCUACGGGAAAAUCCGUAAAGUUACUUCUGUGAAAGAUGAUACUUGCGCGCGUCCAAGUUGCACGAAUCCUUCGUUGGCGGAACCUGGCCGGUUCUUUGUCGAUCACAUCAUAGGACGAAAACCUCAUUGCGGUAAUCCUGGGAGCUUUCGUUGGCUAGUCAAAUGGGAAGGCUAUCCUAUUGCUGACGCCUCUUGGCAAACGCAAGCUGAUUUCCCUCGUUCCGAAUACUAUACCUGUGCCUUCGAUGAACGAGCUAGGCGUGAAGGUCAUGACGUUUCCGACUAUAAUAGCAAUAUACUUCUGCGGGAAGCCCGCGAUGCUGGUUGGAGGUAGUCUAUCGAUGGUGGACAGUUAUGCUCAAUACUUUUCUUUUUCUCAUUAUGUUCCUCCGCUCUUUUCGAUUAUGUCUUGUCACCAUUUUCUUGAUGUUUUGCUCUCGUCGCUUGAUACACUUUGUCGUUCUUGCUAUGCCGUUUUCACCCUAUAUUUCAUAUGCUUCAAAACGUUUGUCUCGCUGUAGUUGAUGUUCCACAUUACUAUACAGUAUGGAUAUUGAUCCUUCUAGUACGAAGUGGCAUACGUACAGCUGUUAUAGCACUAAAGUCCUUCUAUACGAGUACACUUUUACUUCCGGACGAAUACUCGACUGAUACAAAAACAUGCCAAUAUGAGGAGUAACGGGACUUGUAAUCGAUAAUUGAUCCC
Messenger RNA from Somion occarium, 3717 nucleotides. NCBI's taxonomy places the organism in Eukaryota, Fungi, Basidiomycota, Agaricomycetes, Polyporales, Cerrenaceae. The record is from the annotation of a GenBank genome assembly.